Bipolaris victoriae FI3 is the source of this 1695-nucleotide messenger RNA. RefSeq lists its product as hypothetical. NCBI's taxonomy places the organism in Eukaryota, Fungi, Ascomycota, Dothideomycetes, Pleosporales, Pleosporaceae. The record is from RefSeq and is a predicted model, not a curated record. The coding region runs from base 1 to 1695 and encodes 564 amino acids. Gene Ontology annotation, molecular function: FAD binding. The transcript is spliced from 4 exons.
AUGGAGCGAUUGAUGCGGUACCCAGUCGCCAUCAUAGGCGGAGGCCCCGUGGUUCUUUCAUCCUCCAUCUUAUUAUCCCUUCGUAAUAUUCCCCACGUGCUGUUCGAGCGCCAUCAUGGCACUUCAAUCCAUCCAAAAGCAUGCGGCCUAAACCAACGAACCGGUGAAAUUUUCCGCCAGACGGGAGUGGAGCAAGCGAUUAUUACACAAGGGGCGCCUCCUGACACAUGCUCCAAGACCGCAUGGUUUACAUCUCUUGGACCGACUGGCACCAAAAUUGUCUCUCGCGACGCAUGGGGUGGUGGGAAGUAUGCCGACGAGUAUAUGGCAGCAAGUCCUAGUCGAUAUGUCAUGUUGCCACAGAUACGCCUCGAACCUAUCCUUUCGCGAAGGGCCAAGCAGCUGAACCCAAGUGGUGUGCACUAUGGCGCCGAAGUUACUGACAUCAUUGAAUAUAGGGGAAGUUCUAGACCGAGCGAGAUCAUACAGCCUUCCUAUGUCAUCGCAGCUGAUGGCGGACGACUGGUAACAAACAAGCUUGGAAUCGAAUUGCAUGAAGAGAAAGACAUAGUCGAUAUGGUGACUGCACACAUUCGAGCGCCGAUAGCCUCUCAAUACCCUGAACCAGAAGCCUUCAUAACUUGGUUCAUCAACCCAGAUAUGGGUGGAAAAACAGAAGAGUGGAUGUUUGCCUGUAUCAUCCGCCCUGACGACCCACAGAAAUUCGACAAUAACACAAUGGUCACACGAGUGAAGAAGAGCAUCAACAUCCCGGACUUGCCAGUGGAAGUCUUGAGUGUGAGCCAUUGGUUCGUGAAUGCGAUUUCAGCUGAACGCCGCUAUCGCAGCAUAAAUGGCCGCACUUUCCUUGUCGGUGAUGCCGAGCACCGCAUACCGCCCUGGAGUGCUCUUGGAGUCAACACCAGUAUUCAAGAUGCCAACAAUAUGGUUUGGAAGCUAGCUCUAGUGCUACAGAACAAACUUGGGAAAAGCGACCUUUUAGACACGUAUGAUGAAGAACGUCGCCCAGUUGGAGAAAGAGUAGCGCAGUCAAGCCUUGUGAAUUUGCAGAGUCACAACCUGAUUAUUGAUAAGGCGUUGCGCAUCGGCAAAGAUACUUCCGCCAAAGAUAAUCGGACGGCGAUGCAAGCACUGUUUGACAAAAAUCAUGCUGGUCAUGCUCAGAUGUAUGCGGGUGUGCAGCGUGCACAAACCAUCCUCGAUACCGAAUUCAAGGCGCCUGGAGCAGAGAUAGGAUGGUUUUACCCGACUGCGGACAUCAAUAAUGAGGGCCAGGAUAACUACCACGAUGGCCAGCUGAAUGAAGAUGGGAAGCUGAACACAGCCAAAUACUUCCCUUCUACAAUACCCGGGCACCACUUUCCCCACAUGUGGUUGAGGAAAGCAGGUCACGUUGUGUCGUCCCGUGAUCUUCUGUGUUUGGACAAGUUUGUGCUCUUUACGGCAGAUCUUGCUUGUUGGAGCCGAGUUGAACAUGAGCUAAUUAAGGUAAUCCCUAUUGGUAGUAAGGACCUGGAAGACAUUGAUGGGAAAUGGAGUCAAUUUUCGGGGGUAGGUCGUAGUGGAGCGGUUUUAGUAAGGCAGGACGGUAUUGUCGCCUGGAGAAGCAAAUUAGCUGGAGAGGACAACGUAAAUAAACUAUAUGCAGCUCUUACAAAGAUACUGAGGAUAUAG